ACAACUGUGGCUGUUUCUGGUGCCGGCUAUGGAGGCCUAGGCUAGUUUCUCGCUGCCACAUUGCGUUUUUUUGGCAUUACCCCUCUCCUCUCGUCACGCGGCGGACUAGGGUUCCUGGGAUCAGCGGUUCCAGGAUUUGGAUUCGAUACAUUAUUACGGGAUUUGCAUCCAGGUUUUGGAGCUCCGAUUUUAGGGCUUCUCAGGAGCUAGCGAUGCGUUUCGGCAGCGCUUGGAUCUGCGAUAUCUAGCUGGGAAAAUGCAGGCUGUGGUGAUCGUGCUGGGAAGGGGAAAAAUUUUGAGCCUCGGGAUCAAAACGAAACGCACAUGAGAUCACUGUGGAAUUGUUGCUUUGGAGUGAAGGCGCCUUGUCUUUGCGUGAUGGGUGCUACGGAAAGAAAUGCUGGAUCCACAACUCUCAGCUCAAGGCCCUUCGCAGGAGCUGCUUUAGCAGAGGCUUGGCUAGCCAUUUAGUAGCUGCGGGUUCUGUUCAUGGCUCGAGAGAGAAGGUACGCGGACAGAGGUGGCCCAGCUAGUGGAAUGCAUCUCUUCGACUUCAAUGAAACUCUCUCGGGAAAGAGGCUACCCGAUGACAGGAGGAUCGCUCUCGAUUACCAAAUGGACAAGCUCUACAAGGGAAGAGAUUCGCCGAAGUCGAGAGCCAAGCGCGAGGAGGGGGAAACAACUCGGACCAACUCUAGGACGCCUGACAAGAAGAUGAACUUCGUGCAUGGGGGAAGCGAGUAUGUACUCAAGGCUCACAGCGGCAGGGAUAUGGACUUUCGGCCCCCAAACGUGGUCGCUCGGCUCAUGGGUUUGGAUACUCUCCCAAACGAAUCAGUCCCGGCGAAGCAGGCCAAGAAGAAAGGGGGAGACCAAGUGACUCCAAAGCAGGCAGUGGAGAAACAGUCGAGAAGGCAAAACGAGUUUAAGCAGGCUCCUCCAGCAGCUACAGUGGUACUGCCGGUCCAGGAAUCUUACUAUGUGGAAGACAAGGCAAAGCUUAAUCGUCCUCGGGGUUCGGACAACAAAAAGCGAGGGGCAGCAAGAGAGUUACCAGAUGUGUUUGAGAUAGAGGAGAUGAAGCGGCAGCUAGCUCUCAAACAGAUGCUUGUGCGGGAGAAGUUGAACGAAGCGACGCGUUUGCUAACUGGGGAGAAACUCUCAGACAAAAGGUGGCUUGCAGCAAAUCAGCAGCUGAAUCAAUCCAAGGAGUUUUUAGACGCGAUCGACUUCUUCCAGACCAACAGAGAUGCUUUCCUGAAGUACGUUGAGGAUCAGGACUCGGUUCUUGGUAAACAUAUCGAAAAAACUCCCGGAGUCGCACACAGAAACGUUGCUAUUGACAGGCCAGUACCGGAGGGGCUCAGGAAUCCCAUUGUCAGGAAAGUUAUCGAGGGUAGAAGAGAAGAUGCACUCAAGAAUUUCUCCAGGCAUUCCAACUUGGUUGGAGCUGGCGAAGACAUCAUAAAGAAUUUGGUCCCUGACAACCAAGCCCCGACGAGGAUAGUUGUUCUCAAGCCGAGUCCGAACCGAAACGCGAGUCCUACCUCGGCCAGUUUUUCUCCAGGACCAUAUGCAAACAGCGUCCGGGACGAAACUAUUCCUUCUAGGAGGGUAACAGAGGCUUGCGAUGAUAUGAGGAGGAUUGCGGAUACUUCCAGGAAUGAAGGCGCUGCCAAUCCCAGGGAGAUUGCCAAGGAAAUCGCUCGUCAAGUCCGGGAAAGCGUGGUGCGAGACUUGGCGAGGAAUGCUCUACAAGAACAGGGUGCUGGCAAGAGACUAAACGUGACACUUGAUAACUCGGACGGUCCAAGACUCGGCGGUGGAAGUGAAUUCUUGAAGGGUGACGGGGUAACAACGCCUACUGGGAGAACUAGUAGGAGACCAAAGCCUCAAGUUGAGGCUGUGGAGGAUACAGGCUUCAAGGCUUCGCUUUCUUCAGUACAGAAAAAACCAAGUCGUCCGAGGCAGCAAGCUUCUGGGAGUUCUCCGCCAAUGCCACGACCUGUGUCGAAGGGCAUCGUUGUCUUGGUGCCUGACCAGUCCGUUAGCAGCCGGAUAAGUAAAGUCUCGGAAGCACAGAACAGGGAGAUAGUGUCUUCAAGUGGCAUAAGCAAACAGAUGGUAAGGAAGGAUAGAAUUCGAAAGAAUCAACAAGUAUUGCCCGAGACAUCUCACAAGCUUGGCGAUUCUUUCCGGAAAGCUAGAAGCCAGCCUUCUGAAGCUAGGAAAAACAACGUAGAUCUCACUAACAGGGAUUUUACAAAUACUGUACAAGACGAUGCGGGUGCUAAGGUAGGGGAUUAUAGUUUGGAUAGUGAGGCAGUUCCCGGUAGUGACUUGCUGGGAUAUGGGGGAAGUUUUCUUCUGAAAUCUUCUGGAUUCGAGUCACAGGGGGAAAACGAGGCUUCUCUUGAGUGUAGCGAUUCAAGGGACACGUUAGAGUCCGAGUAUACAGCAGACAUCGGUGUUUCGGAAGCAGUAUCCCAGCCAGAGACAGAUAUUUCGAGAUCGCCUUCGGCGUUUGUUUCGUCAAAUGACAGCGUUCCCACAGUUUCUGCCAGUCCGUGCGAAGAAGAAACUGAUUAUAGCAAGCAGUCGGUUACUGAAACUUCACAUUUGUCUUCGGAAGUUUCAAGCUGGCGUCACAAAGAGGAGUUGCUGCAGGUUUCGCAAGAAGAGGAGGAGCUCGUUAAAGCCAGCCCGACGACAGACGUCGUCGAAGCUGUGGACGUUGAUGAGGCAUCCAUAAGCAGCGACAACAGUGGACAACCAAGUCCAAUAUCCGUUUUGGAGUCCUCUUUUGAGGAGAGUCCUGGUCAUGUUGACUUCGAUACGAUCAGCUCGGAACUGGAAGAGCUGCGAAUUCAUCUCCGUCGCUUGAAGUGGGAUGACAACGAUCAAGAAGAUCUUGAGAUUUCGGACGUGGUUGUGGACAAGGUUGUUGUGGAAGAGAAACAACACCCCGAGCUCGAGACAAGUGUAAGCUCGAACGACACUGGCCACCUCCAAUGGCUGGAGCUGGAAAAGUGCAAGGAGGAGGACGGCCAGAAGGUCUACGUGAAGAACAUCCUUCUCGCGUCAGGCUUGAUCAAGAACAGUGGCAGCGACAGCUUUUUGGUGGAGCAGCACUCUCAGGCGCAUGCUCUGGACCCGAUGCUGUUCCAGCAGCUGGAAGGAUUCUACAGGGCCCAAGCCGAGGACGUCUCCACAGCAGAGACGACGAAGAUCUCGAGCAUGAAACGGCGGCAUCUCUUCGACAUGGUGGACGAGAUCUUGACACACAAGUUCGUGUGUGAUCCGUGGCUUUCGACUGUCCGGACUGUUCCUGGCGGAGGACUCCUGGUGGCCGAGGUGUGGUCGACGCUCUCGGAUUACGUCGUGUAUCCCCAGGGUGAAGAUUUACAGCACACGGUGGAGAAUCUGAUCGAGAAGUAUUUGAUGAAGGGUGAUCGAUGGAUGGAGCUCCAAAAUUUCGUGGAGGCGAUAGGCGUGGAGGUGGAGGCCGAGCUUCUCAACGAGCUCUACGAGGAGUGCUUGGAUUUAUAGCGACAGUGUUACACACAGAGAGUUUGAAUUUAAAAUGGCAGCAUAUUCAUGUGAAUAAUACACUCUGUUUUCUA
This is a messenger RNA of Selaginella moellendorffii, 3623 nucleotides long. RefSeq lists its product as uncharacterized. The record is from RefSeq and is a predicted model, not a curated record. The transcript is spliced from 5 exons. The coding region runs from base 490 to 3549 and encodes 1019 amino acids. Lineage: Eukaryota; Viridiplantae; Streptophyta; Lycopodiopsida; Selaginellales; Selaginellaceae.